CUUUAUAGAAGCGUUCCCUCAAUGUGAUAGGUACUGAACAUGACUGCAAAUAGCAAAUUACUUAAUCAUCAACUAUAUAAGUACCUGUUUGUUUUGUCAUGAAGUGAAACUUGCGAGCAAGAUCCUAUUACACAUGAAGUGGCUUCUUGCAUCCUUAAAUAUUAAUCCUCAAGUAAAAACAAAUUAAAGAUACUCCCAGGUCACUUGAGUAAGUCUGAGCUGAUGCAUCCCACUCUCCCGUAUCCCACAUUAAAUGUUCUUUGCCUUGUCUUUGUGCCAACACCAACAUUUUUGCAGCCUCUGAAUGGCCUUGGCAGAAGGAUGGGGAUGUAAGCUGCGAGGGACCCGGUCCUGGGGGGGGGGCACAGGAGCCAUUACCAGCCAUUGGCAGCAGGAACAGGGCUCAAAAGUACAGCGAGCCCUGCAAGGGAGAGGGUUUGCUAAGGACCUGUGGUCUUAAGAUGGAGAUGAUGGGAAGUGUUAGGAGGGUAACUCUGAAAUGAGAGAAGCCCCUGAAACGGAAAAAAAAAAAUGGCAACAUGGGGUGGUGGAGACUCAAGGUGGAGGAGAAAGAGUGGAAGGCCGCAGGGGACUGUGCAAGAAAUAGGGAUGUGAAAGACGGCAGGCGGGAAGCCACAGUUAGGGAAGGGAGGAGAGAGGCCGGGGCUGGGGUGUGCGGGCACAGGCAGGGGAGCAGGUGUGUGGAGCGCGGAGCCGAGACGGGAUGGGUCUAAGAGACAGCGAGGGCUGAACGGUGCGCUGCACCCGCCCAGCGCCUGGUACGGCCGGUGCCAGCGCGGCUGAGCGCGGGAGCGAAGGACGCGGUCCCGCCCCGUGUGCCCGGCCCGGGGCUCCGCACCCGCGAGACGCUGCCGGCGGGACCCCUGGGGGAACGGGCACUGGGCCGGCCCUGGCGCCCCUCGGCCGCCGCCGGGGAACCCGCGCUGCUCAAGGGGCCGCCGCUGCCCUGGGGCAGGGAGCGGAGCGGCCCCGGUGCUCCCAGGGCUCGGCAUAGCCCCGCCGCCGCCCACUGCGACCACCCCCGAGGAGGGGCAGCGGUACGGCCCGGCCGCCACCGGCUGCGAAGGGUGCCCAGCCGGGAAGCGGAGGUGCCGCUGACACCGCCGUAGCCGGGGCCGAGCGAGGCACUCGCCCUCCCGGCAGCGGGCCCAGGUCCGGGGACAGGGCCGCCCGCUCCGAUCGGCGCCGCCCGCCCGGGCGGGCCCGGGGCCGCCCCCUCCUUCUCCCCGCAGCGCAUUCGCCGCGGGGGCCCCUCUCCUGUGACGUCAGCGCCGCCUAAAAAAGCGCCCCGGCAGGCAGGGCAGCGGGCUGGGCAGCGGUCGCAGCGCCGACAGCGACGGCCACGACAGCAGCAGCGCGCGCCCCGCCGCCGCCAACAUGGUGUCCCCCGUCACUGUGUAGGUGAUGUGUGCAGUAGAACUCUUGGAUUGAUGAAACCAAGCUGGUAACUGAAGGAGCUGUGGCUUGUGCCAGCAAUACGAGGAGCUGCCCCUGCAGUUCUGCACUGCAGGCUGUAUUGUCUGAUACUUUGGAUGACUUUUCCCCCAGUUACUACCAUGUACCUGUUUGCAGAAGGCAGUACUUGGUUGUUGGGAUAGUGCAUCCAGGGUGGUCUUGCAGAGUGUUGUUUCAACCAAGUUUUGAGGCAAAUUACUAAAGCACGAGUACGUGCUGGGAAGGGCAUACAGAGUUCAGACUGGAAGACUUUAGGAAGGCAAAUAAUGCAGGUGUGAAGCUAUGGGGAGCUGGAGGGAUGAUAAGACCGGGAGCUGUGACCAGAGCUGCAGCUAUUUGCCAUUGCUGUGGAGGUAUCUGCACCAAGGCAUUCUGCAUCAAAGGAAGAUGAACACUGGUCAUAACAAUGUCCCAUGAUGCAGGAAGUGAAGAGUGAAGGCCCCAAACUGGUCCCCUUCUUUAAAGCCACUUGUGUCUAUUUUGUCCUCUGGCUGCCAACUUCCAGCCCCUCCUGGUUCAGUGCCCUCAUUAAAUGUUUACCCAUCUUUUGCCUGUGGGUUUUCCUUCUGGCUCAUGGGAUUAACUUCUUAGUGUCACACCGGAGUGCCAGCCGCAUCCUAGCAGGACUCAUAUUCUCGGCAGUAGGAGACGCCUUUCUCAUCUGGCAGGAGCAGGGCUACUUCAUUCAUGGUCUGCUGAUGUUCGCCAUCACACAUAUCCUGUACUCUUCAGCCUUUGGCAUGAAGCCUUUGCACCUCAAAGCCGGCUUACUGAUGGGUGUUGUUUCCAGUUCCUGCUAUGCCUUCCUGUACUCCUACCUCUCGGGUCCAUUCACCUACCUGGUGGCCGUCUACAUAGCCCUGAUCGGCUUCAUGGGCUGGCGGGCGGUGGCGGGUGUGCAGCUGUGCAAUGACCUGUGGACGUGGACCAAGCUGUCAGCCUGCGUGGGUGCCAUGCUCUUCAUGGUGUCGGACCUCACCAUCGCGCUCAACAAGUUCUGCUUCCCCGUGCCCUACUCACGCGUCAUCAUCAUGGCCACCUACUAUGCGGCCCAAAUGCUGAUUGCACUGUCGGCCGUGGAGACCAGAGAUGAGGAGGACUUCAGGAAGAGGAGCUAGGUGGAGUGCCAAUAGUCUGUGAACACAUGGGUUAUAUCUCAGGUGCUGUAGCUGCAUUCACCCCUGAGAGAGAUCUCCAUUUCUCUAGGCACACUGGUGAUGUUGAUUUUGCUUCUUUGAAGCAUUACCUUUGGGAAUUACAUUCUUUUCGUUGGCUUUCUCUGAAUACAGCUUACUUCAGUGUGGAGUCCAUAUCAGAAAGCUUAGACUGUCCCUGCAGUAGUUACUCAUUCAACUUUUCCUCCUUGGAAGUGCAUUUUACUUGUGAGUCUUGAAAUUGAUGCUGAAUGUCUGGGAAGAGGAGGGCUGGUGGAAAGGAGGUUUGGCCAUGCACUGUGCUAAAAGGCUUGCUCUCAACUGUAGGCAGACAGGCACAGAUGUCUGCUAAAGUCAUAGGUAAAAAUUAAUUUAACCAAUGUUUGUCUAUUUUGCGCAUUACAGUAUGCAAACUGGAGCUAUUCCUCCACUGAAAGGAAGCUUGGAGGGAGAAUAAAAACAGCAUAUCCAGCUAGGAGCUGAGCUCUGGAGUCAAUGGCCAGCAGAACCAGCAUGAAAGCAGAACCCCAAGCUGAGGGCACAGAGUGGGAGGUGUGCUGGCAGUGCUGUGUGCUUUGAUUGCAGUGCUUACUACUCCAGGGCAGGUCUCUAGGUGCAGGUCAGCAUUGCUGCCUGCGGCAGAACUGUAAAGAGCAGGAAUUUGGUGGGAUAUCAGGUGUUCUCCCUCUCCAUGUGCACGCAGUUACACAGUGCCUGCAGCUGCCAGUGAGAUGGAAUGGGCACACAAGGAACUUUGAUUUUUAAAACAGAACUUAGUCAUUGUCUUACUUAUUGUAUGUCCUAAUUAUCCUUACUAUGGCAGACAGGCAUCUAAUCUUUAUGCCUUUUUUCUCCAAUGUUCUAACAAGUGAUGUACCCGUGUACACAUUAAGUUUUAGUAGCACUUUCAGUAAUACUUUUAGUACUGCUGCCUGCAGUAUCUUAAACCUUUGUGUGAACAUUUCCUGUGAUCAUGGCCCUGAUUUUGGAUGUAGAUUGCCACAUUUUGCCAGCUGGUGAAAAACAAUCCUCUUUGCACCACUUCUUUUUUUUGUCAGAAAGCCCCUUUUCAGCAGAGCUUCUGUCUUUUGUGUUCAACACGCCUGGCACUUCCUUCUCAAACUCACAUGAACUCAUAUAGAACCCUGCUAGCUUUUUCCUUUUGUUGAGAGGUGCUGAGUGGGUCUCCUGCUCCUCUCCAGCCUCACCUGGUGUGCCUGGCAGGGAAUAGGCAUUGCCUCCCCACGACUUCUCCAUCAGUGCAAUUGCAGCCAGUAUUACAGAAAUCUGGGUUAGCCAUCCUGACCCCAUGGGGGCAUCUGCUGCUUUUCAGACAGGGAUCAGAAAGGUCAGCUGCAUUAUGGAGAGGGAAAGCACUGUAGGUAGCACAGCCCCUGUAAUCCCUUCCCUUUAAUGCUGUUAUGUAAUACUGUCAGUAUUCAUUCACUGGCGCAUGGGGGCCUGCCUGGAGUAAACAGCCAGGGGAAUUUAGAGCCAUACACCAUUUUCAUUCUUCAGCAUUGCUUAUGUCCUGGCCACAGAUUGAACCCUGCAGUGUAGCUCUCUGCAGAUGUCACCUGCUGUUACUCAGUUUGGCUGUUUGCAAAUCUCCUCCUGCAACAAAGUGACCCAGCUGAGAGGAAGUCUAAGCAUUUGAGGUGAACCCCAACAUCCUCCCAGCAUGUGAGCAGAUAGCACAUUGCAGUCUUUGAAUCCCAGCUCCUUGGCAUGGGUCAGCACACUCAGUCCUUAGCUGGCAGUUCUUCAGAGGAGCUCCCCACAUCCUGAGCUUCCCUUUGCUUUGAGGGAAAUGUUUGUGUGAUAAAGUAAGCUUUAUUUAAAAGUCUUGAGUUUUGAUUCUCUUUUUUCUCCUCUCUAGAAACGAGUAGUCUUGAACUGCUUAAAAAUAGCUGAGUUGCUUUUCUGUUUGCUUUUUCUUCUUAGCUUGCUUUGCUGUCCUGCUGUACCAUCAGCCACUGGAUACCUGCAGAAGAGACUUGAUGUGUUAUUAGGAGGCCUCUCCUCUCCACUGGCCAUCAGAGGUGCAGUUUCUGGUGGCAGAGGUCUCUGGGUGGGACAGCAAAACUUGUGCAGCCCAAGUGGGCUGUUGUUCCCUUGCUGUCCUGGAACAGGUCACCUGGAGUGACCUGGCUGGGACAUAUUGGCCAGUCACACUGGCUCCAUCCCCUGCUGCAACAGCUUCAGCCUUCCUGGGAACAUAAGGCAGAGCCCUCAGCAUACAAAGGAGAGUUCUCGUUGGUUUGGAGGUUUGCUGGCAACGGCUCUUAAUCUUCAAAAUCUCUCUCUGGCUCUGCAUUCCCCUUUCUAAUCCCUGUUACUUGAAUGAGACCAUUUUCCUGGAGGCUCUUCCUGCUGGGAAGAGACCAGCUGCUGUGGACUGUGAUCUGACACAAUUUUGAGAUGCCUAAAUCCUGAGAAGCACUAAGCAGUUGCUGGCAGUCUGUUAAAUAACUUUUCCUGGGAUUAAAACUGUUCCCUCAACCCCAGCGAGGGCAAUCUUCACUUUGAAAUAGAGCAAAAAAUGAAGUGGUGUUCAUAUGUGACAAAUGGCGUUACUGUCUGUGGGGCUGCCUUUGUGGACCCUCCUGUUGUCUCUUUGCCCUGUAAAAUUUAGGUCAAAUCCAUUCUUCUCCUUUUCAGGAGUACAGUUCUUGAGAAGCACCCAGUCUUUGGCCCAGGAAUGUUACAGAGGGAAUGAAGCCUUCCAAGUGCUGUAGUGUUCCUGGCCCCAGCAGCAGCAGCUCCUUUUGUUGCUAAGUACGGAGGCUUUCUUUUCACACUGCUAUAUCCAAACAUCCUUCUGCAAACCUGUCUAUGGUCACUUGAGCUUACACACGUGGUUUGGUUACUUUCUGUAGUUAUCACCGUCUUGGAGGUCCUUUGGCUCUUUAAUUGGACAUAUAAAAGAUGCAGCACAUUUACUUCAGCCUCUUUCUGUAGGCAGAUCCUCCUUGCACAGAACUCUCAGGGUCAGUCAGGGAAGCAGUGUUAAUUGCAACUUGUUUUUAAGUGCUAGUAAUGCUGUGUCACAGGGUGAUGCUUGUAGAAACAGCAGCUCAAGAAGAACAAAGCCAGAGGAUUUUAACUUUAAGCUUUACUCUUACUCUGUGCUGGAUACCUGGCUUCCUACUCCUCCAUACUGAGGCAUCUGUAAGACUGAUUGGUUUAAGGAUUACUCUAACAUGGCUUUUGAGUAGAUUGCUUGAAGGUUUCAUGUUGUCAUCAGUGGAGGUGAUUAAUAUAUUUUUAGACAAGUUUAUAAAAUUCCCAGGAGGAGCUUGGCAGUUUUUAGUGGCUCUUCAAAGUUUUCCAGUCCUGUAGGUUGAUACUAACACCUGCAUUUUCAUCUUGCUAUUGUGGUAUUUUUGGAAGCUGUUCUGGAGAAGCAGAUCAAAGCAAACAGCAACUGUAGAGCUUAGUGGCAGAUGCCUCUUUCUCUUUGCUUGGUUUCUGAAUGCAGACAGGGCAUCUUUUAAGCAGAGGCAUCAUAACUGUGUUAUUGGAAGAGGAUAGGAAGUUGCUGACUUCUCAUGACAGAAAUCCUCCUGGGUAGUUCUCCUGCCUUUUAUCCAUGCUCACUUCUUGUGUGGCCUUGGGUGAAUCACUUAAAUUUUCUGGGGUCAGGUCCACAUGUGGUGUACGAGGACCAGUGCAAUGCCAAGUUAUCCCAGCAGGGGACCAGGCCCUCACCCCAUUCUAAAAUGGAGAUAUUACCCCAUACCUACCUCACAAGGAUAACAUGAGGAUUGAUGCUCAUACAGAACUUUGAAGAUGUCAAGUGCUAUGUAAGUCACAAGUAUUAUACAACUUUAAUGUUAAAAUUGCUUUUAGGGAUCUGCAGGACUUCUCUUAAAACAUAGAAUGUGUGACUGCCUUUUCAAUUUGCAUCAGAUAGAAAAAGACUGCAAAAUAUUUAUUCAUGCUGGUUAACAGGAUGGGCUCAGCUACACUUGAACUCUGUGGGAGGUUUAGCUUAAAAAUCUGAACUCUCUAAUUUCAGUUUUGCAAAUGAUUUUUAGUUCUUCUAAAAGCCUUGACCAAAUUCUUAGAUGUGAACCUUGCAUCCAACUUUUGCAGUCUGGUCUUGUCUCUCACUCUUAGCUGGAGUAAAUAUAAUCCAGCCAAAACAGAGUGCCUCACAGUCUGCUGUGGCUUUUGAAAAAAGCUGGAACAGAAAAUGAAAUCAUUCUAUUCAACCUUCAGUCUGCAGAAGGUCAGCUGGGUUUCAUGAGACAACUUUCAAAGGGAUGUUUAAUUUCUCUUAUUGUAAGUUUCACUGGCUUUAAAAACAGCAGAGAGAGAAAGCCUUGAUAGAAUCAAUAAGGUCGGCACAUCCUUCUUGAAUUCCCUUUUUUCAUCCAAAUGAAGGAAACAGUGGGUUUUGUAUCAAAGGAAGUGCAUGUACCACCAGUCCCAUGGCCCAGAACAAAAGUUGAUCUAGAAAUACAGCUCUCAACCAUCACCAUGUUCUCAACUAGGAUAAAAAUGCCACUGUUCAUUGAUCUAAAUCUGGGCCACAGCUAGAAACUACCUGGUUUUUGUAGCACUAGCUGCUGUACAAACACAAAUGAAGGCAAGGAAUUACACACCAAGGAAUGUGAGCUGUGUACAUGUGAAAUGAACCAUUAUUUUGAAGCAGCUGCAGUAAAAUCUUAGUAUGAACUCAGAAGCAAACACAAUGCAAUUUUUUAUGGUUUCUUUAAAAUAUUUGAUGGGUUUUCAUUUUCUUAGUUUGGAGAAAAUUUAUUUUUGCUCUUACUGUAAAGAAUAAAAAUACACUAUUCUAGACAGACUACAAAUGAAGAAAAAGUGGCCAGUUGGCAGGAAUGCCAAAAUUUCUGUGGUCUGUAUUGUUUCUGUGCUGACACUAUGCUGCUGUUGAGUGAGCUACUGGAGUGGUGUGAUGGCUCAAAAGUGAGGCUGAAGCACAAGAUGCAGGUGUUGAGCCACCAAGACUUCAAUGGGAGCAUGACUGGGCCAGUUUGGAUCAGUCAAAAGACAGCGCAUAAGGAAAUAAAAGACAACUUUUCCUGACAGGAGAAAAGCAAGGAACCAAAACCAGCCCAUUGGGCGAUGGUGCUGAAUCACUACAAACAUUUUUUAUCUAGACCCUGUUGGUGCAGGCUCCUAAUUCAGCUGGGGAGGCUUGCUCCAAGCCUAUGGUACUGGCAGGGUCAGGCCAGCAGAACCUGAAGCUUUGUAAAUUAAACUCAAAAACCAGAAAGCAACAACAAAAACAAGAAGAAAACCCCAAAACCACAAAAAGAGAUCCAAAAACAAAACCAAAAAACAACCCAAGGAAGGAGAAAGCCAAUGCCACCAGGUAAGUGGCAGUUCUGCCUGACUGAGAAUGCAGAGUGGCUGGUCUGUCCUGAACACUAAUGUCUAUGUCUUGGACCUGUGUGAGUCUCUUGCUCCAGCCCCCUCCCACACAUUCCAGGCAGAGUGCAUUGAAAAUGUGACUGAAGCAGCUGCUCUCCUCUGGGGAGUCAAGCACUUUGCCAUGUCUGAAAGUCUCUAGCACUUACUUUAUUUACUGUGAUUGUAAAGGUCACCACAUAGUACAGCCACUUGAUCUGGGAUCUUUUCUUAACACAUUUUUAUGCUGAUUUUACUAUUCUUUGUUUGGAAUGUAAUUUUUUUUCUCAUUUCUUCUGUGUGUAACAGCAAUUGAAAAUACUAAUUUACUCAGUAUUUUUACUGUGCA
This is a messenger RNA of Vidua macroura (Pin-tailed whydah), 8358 nucleotides long. RefSeq names its product transmembrane protein 86A (gene TMEM86A). The record is from RefSeq and is a predicted model, not a curated record. Bases 1890 to 2594 code for a protein of 234 amino acids. The transcript has 8 exons. NCBI's taxonomy places the organism in Eukaryota, Metazoa, Chordata, Aves, Passeriformes, Viduidae. Gene Ontology annotation, cellular component: membrane.